Molecule: messenger RNA, 180 nt
Organism: Lindgomyces ingoldianus
Lineage: Eukaryota; Fungi; Ascomycota; Dothideomycetes; Pleosporales; Lindgomycetaceae
Exons: 3
Coding region: 1-180 (59 amino acids)
Source: RefSeq, a predicted model, not a curated record
AUGCGUGCUCAAGCAACAAACAAGAGGUGGCUAUCACUGAUACAACGCGAAGCUGCUACGCCUCUGUGGCAAGUCAUCCGGCGAGAUCAGACUACCCACAUCCCUUUUGAGCACUCUUUCGGAGAGAGGACAAUACAUCACGGUUUGCGUGGGUCGAUGCUUAGAAUAUUCUUUCAGUGA